This is a messenger RNA of Laetiporus sulphureus 93-53, 648 nucleotides long. RefSeq lists its product as uncharacterized. NCBI's taxonomy places the organism in Eukaryota, Fungi, Basidiomycota, Agaricomycetes, Polyporales, Laetiporaceae. The transcript has 2 exons. The coding region runs from base 216 to 542 and encodes 108 amino acids. The record is from RefSeq and is a predicted model, not a curated record.
GAAGGGGUUCAUGAGGGGGUUGACACCGCGGGUAUUGACUUUCAUGCCGAGCAAUGCGCUGUGCUGGUUAUCAUACGAGUUCUUCAAGGCCGCAAUACGAGAGGAUUGACACAGUAUACUAUAUUAUUAAUAUCAGCGUUUCAUGACGGGGACUGUCUACAGUGGUGUGCGUUGCUCCUUUGUUGUUUGUUGUAUCAAUCUCGCAGAGUGCACAAAUGCAAGACUGUCGGAACACUAGAUACGUUCGCCGAGCGAUAAAAAUGGACCGAACCUUCAAGUUACGCGUCGAUGCACAACAUGUCUUCUUUCGUAACGAUCAGCGUGGCCAUAUCCGUGAAAUCUCAGGUACCAAAGAUCCCUCCGUGCAGGUCCCCAGCCUGCUUUCCUGGGGACACGCGGAUGAUAGACCAUUGCCCAGGGUGAUGGAAAGCAUUCACUAUUAUCCAGGCCGCCUAUCACAUAACUUCAAAGGUCGAACGACCAAUCAAUACUUCGUUCCUCCAAAUCCACUCUUGCUAAGUAGUGAAUGUUUGAACACUUGAGUAGCAGCAUGGGUCGCUCUCAUGAGAACGUCGAGCUCACAGGGAGAAUAUUCCACGAAUUGCUACCUAUGUCGAAGUCUGACACAGGAUGUUCCGUUCAUCCGAU